AUGGCCAGCCAAACCGUUGUCCUGCCCCGCGCCGCCCAUUCUGUCACCCGAUUCCUUCGUUCUCAUCGCCUGCGACGAGAUACUGCUCGGGUAUGCAAGAGAUGUAUUGCUAUAGGUCAGCGCGGUGAGCAGGAUGGUCGUGAUCCCCUGACUUUCUCUGAAAAGGCGCCGUUCAUGGCCCGCAAUGAGCUGUUCAGUCGACGCCAUAUUGGCCCUUCCCACGAGGACGAGACGGAGAUGCUCAAGGCACUGGACCCGCCCGUCAAGGACCUCCAAGACUUCAUACAACAGUCUCUGCCGCAAGGGAUCCGACAGAAAGCUGCCACUACUCUCAAGGAUGGGCAAGGGAGAGACAACAUCGCAGGGCGCAAUGAAGUGCAAGUGCAGGCCGAGCUGGGAAAACUUUCAGGAUUGAACACCCUCACGAGCAAUUUCAUAGGCGCUGGAUACUAUGGCACAACAACUCCACCGGUCAUCACGAGAAAUAUCCUGGAAAAUCCUGCCUGGUACACCAGCUACACCCCAUAUCAAGCGGAGAUCAGCCAGGGUCGCUUGGAAUCGCUUCUGAAUUUCCAAACCCUUGUUACCGAUCUCACGGGCCUUGCCAUAGCCAAUGCAUCUGUCCUCGAUGAAGGCACUGCUGCUGCUGAAGCCAUGACCCUCUCUAUGAACGCUCUUUCUACUUCUCGACUCAGGGCACCUGGUAAGACGUUUGUUGUCUCGCGCCUCUGCCACCCUCAGACAAUUGCCGUCCUGGAGGCGAGGGCGGCAGGCUUCGGCAUCAACAUCGUGGUGGGUGAUGUCCUGGAUAACGACUGUCAGCUCGUCAAAGACCAGGGGAGCAACUUAGUUGGAGUUCUCGCGCAAUAUCCCGACACCACGGGGGGCGUGUUCGACUUUCAGAAUCUCUCAGAUGUAACACAUGCUGCGGAUGCCACGUUCUGUGUCGCGACAGACCUGCUCGCGCUGACCCUAUUGAAAGCGCCAGGUGAAUUUGGCGCCGACGUCGCCUUUGGAAGUGCGCAACGAUUUGGCGUCCCCAUGGGCUUCGGCGGGCCACAUGCUGCCUUCUUUGCUUGUAACGAGAAACACAAACGGAAAAUCCCUGGUCGACUCGUCGGGGUGUCCAAGGAUCGGCUCGGCAAUCGUGCUCUUCGCCUUGCCCUUCAAACUCGGGAGCAACAUAUCCGGAGAGAAAAAGCCACCAGCAAUAUCUGUACUGCCCAAGCACUCCUCGCUAACAUGAGCGCCUUUUAUGCUAUUUAUCAUGGACCAGAGGGCUUGAAAGACAUCGCUCAUCGGUUAUGGGCUACGGCUAAAUUUGUUCAAACGCUGAUAGAAAAGAACAGCACGACGCUCAAAGUGGUCACGGAAGGUCUUGGUGAUGAUGGCUCCGUGCUCUUUGACACUGUUACUGUGGAAGCGAAGGAUACUUCCACUUAUAAUGCGAUAUUGGAACGAGCAUCCCAACUUGGAGUCAGCCUGCGAACAAAAGUUCCCGGAAGUAGCCCAGAAAAGCCGAGACUCGGUUUCUCGAUUGACGAGACGACCGGCAGCAGGAGCCUGGUCAAGCUGGUGAGUGCUCUUGGGAUCAAAAAACCCGAAGUCGACGCUGCCCUGCGAGACUCGCAAGUCCUUUCAAGGGUCAACAACCGAAGUGCCGCAAAUACACUACAGAGAUCCACGCCAUUUUUGACCCAUCCUGUCUUUAAUCAGCAUCGCUCCGAAACCGAGCUACUUCGAUAUAUGCACCAUCUCGAAUCAAAAGACCUCUCACUCGUACACUCGAUGAUCCCACUGGGUUCCUGUACCAUGAAGCUCAAUGGCACUACGGAGAUGCUACCUCUGUCUAAGGUCGGCUGGUACUCACUUCACCCUUUCGCUUCCGGUGCAGAUGGCUACAAGGCUCUCAUCGAGCGGCUGUCCAAUAAUCUCGCGACGAUCACUGGUAUGGACGCUGUCAGCUUGCAGCCAAAUUCAGGCGCGCAGGGAGAGUUCGCAGGGCUGCGGGUGAUUGAGAAAUAUCAGGCCACCCGAGGCCAGAGUAAACGGAAGGUAUGCUUGAUCCCUGUCUCCGCCCAUGGAACGAAUCCUGCAUCUGCCGCCAUGGCUGGAAUGAAAGUUGUGCCGUUGAAAUGCGACACGAAGACCGGCAACUUGGACAUCAAAGACCUCCAGGAAAAGUGUGAAAAGCACAAGGAUGAUUUGGCUGCCAUCAUGAUCACUUACCCGAGCACGUUUGGUGUUUUUGAACCGGCAAUCAAGGAAGUUUGUCAGAUUGUGCACGAUCACGGCGGCCAAGUGUACAUGGACGGUGCUAACCUCAAUGCCCAAAUCGGCCUUUGCAAUCCCGGCGAAAUUGGAGCUGAUGUGUGUCAUCUUAACCUGCACAAGACUUUCUGCAUCCCUCAUGGUGGAGGCGGACCUGGCGUGGGGCCUAUCGCUGUCAAGGAGCACCUUCAACCAUUCCUACCUACUCAUCCUCUAGUUGACCCCCAUCCCGGCGCAGACCGAGCUAGCACAGCGAUCUCUCCGAUAAGCUCUGCACCUUGGGGCAGUGCUCUCAUUCUCCCUAUCAGUUAUGCCUACAUCCAGCUUAUGGGGAGCGAAGGACUGAAACAUGGUACGGAAGUUGCGCUGCUGAAUGCGAACUACAUCAUGUCACGUCUCAGACCACAUUAUCCCAUUGUCUAUACCAAUGCAAACGGGCGGUGUGCACAUGAAUUCAUCCUGGACGCGAGAGGCUUCAAGGAGACUUCGGGCAUCGAGGCCAUUGACAUUGCCAAACGGUUGCAAGACUACGGGUUCCACGCGCCGACCAUGAGCUGGCCGGUGGCAAAUACCCUCAUGAUUGAACCUACUGAGUCGGAGUCGAAGGAGGAACUUGACCGAUUCUGCGAUGCAUUGAUCGAAAUCAGAAAGGAGAUCAAAGCUAUCGAAGACGGGGAAAUGCCCCGAGAGGGUAACGUCCUCAAGAUGGCACCGCAUCCGCAACAGGAUCUGAUGCGAAACGACUGGGAUCGUCCUUAUACCCGAGAGCGGGCGGCAUAUCCACUGCCGUGGCUGCGAGAGAAGAAAUUCUGGCCCACGGUGGCCCGGGUCGACGAUGCCUACGGAGAUACAAACCUUUUCUGCACCUGUACGCCUGUCGAAGGGUAUGAGAAGGAAGGAAUCACGGGACACGAAGCGCCCAUGCCUACCUAG
Fonsecaea multimorphosa CBS 102226 is the source of this 3204-nucleotide messenger RNA. RefSeq lists its product as uncharacterized. Gene Ontology annotation, biological process: glycine decarboxylation via glycine cleavage system. Gene Ontology annotation, molecular function: pyridoxal phosphate binding; glycine dehydrogenase (decarboxylating) activity; glycine binding. Bases 1 to 3204 code for a protein of 1067 amino acids. The transcript has a single exon. The record is from RefSeq and is a predicted model, not a curated record. Lineage: Eukaryota; Fungi; Ascomycota; Eurotiomycetes; Chaetothyriales; Herpotrichiellaceae. Gene Ontology annotation, cellular component: glycine cleavage complex; mitochondrion.